AUGCUGAACUUCUCGGGGAGCACCAAGCGGCGGAAUGUGAAUCUGGGGUCUUCAAAGAAGAUUAACAAGAGCGAGUUGAUAGAGAAGGCGCGGUUGGAGCGGGAGAGGCGAGCACAGGAAAAAAGGAUACAAGAGUCAACGCUGUGCAUCCAGAGGUGUGCCAGAAGGUGGACGGCGCGGAGGAGGGUGCUGGGAUCGCUGGAUGGCGUAGCGGCGAGAGAAUACGGGACUCAGAUACUGGUAGCGUUUGGCGCGGGGAUCCUGCAUUAUGCGCGCGGCGAUGCCGUGGCUGCGGUGGUGGAAGCAUGCUCGGUGGACAGCGCGACGGCGUACUGGAGGUGCACGGAACUGCUGGAACAAGUGGCGCGCGGCGGGGAGACGGGGCUGGUGCGGCAACUGCUGGACAAGCUGAACGCGGCUGGGGCACGGCCGCUGACGGACGCCGGGGCGGCGCCCGGUGGGCGGCUGCAGCGCAUCGAGAGGCUGGUGGGCGCCCGGCUGCGCGUACUGGAGGCUAUGCGCGGGGAGCUGACGCGCCGGGACAUGAACGCGCUCCUGGCAGUGGUACCCAGCGGCGGGGAGAUGCGCGGGGACGAGGCGGUGCAGUGGGCUGCGCUGUACGGCGUUGAGCAGGCGCGUGUGCGCGUGCGUGCGAACCUACUGUGCUAUCUGCGGGAGCUCGCGCAGCGGCUCUCGCCCGAGGUUGUGCUUCAGCAGGGGCCAUGUUCGGUGGACACCAUCUACUACCUGACAUACUUGUUUGCGGAGCGGCUGGGGCGCGACCCGGACGCGAUCUAUGCGGUGCUGUGCGCGUGCAUCGACCAGCACAAGAGCUUCGAAUUCGAUAGCGGGAGCUUCUUCUUUCAGUACGUCGAAGGCAUCUACUCGUACAGGACUGCGAGCCUUCUUGCGGGCUAUCUGCGGACGCACUCCGUGCCGACGGCCAGCCAGUACGCCAAGGUCUUCCUAGACCGCGCGCCCUCGCCACGUCAGGCCGAGGUGCUGCUGCUGGGCAUAGUUGCGGAUGCCGACGCCAUGCAGCGGCUAGUGCAGGAGUGCAAAACGAGUGGAGCCGUGACAUCUGCGAGCUUCUCGCUUCUCACAGAGUGCCUCGACAUAUACCUGUCGUAUGUGAACGAUACCGUUUUGCUGGGGCCCAAGAGCAACUUCCCGCUUGAAGAUCUCGUGGUGUUUUGCAACUUGGUGCGUGACGCGAUAUCUCAGGCUUUGCGUGCUGAGCAUGAUUAUGAGGUGAACAAGAUGCGCCGCGCGCUCUCCUUACUCCAAAAGCUGUAUAUUAGGGAUAGAAGGACCAAUUUCCUCUCCGCGGCCAAGGGGGACGACUUCUGGGUCAUUGCGGAUACCACGGUGAAAAACUGCGACAUUACAUCUCUCCUUCUUUACUUUGAUGAGUUCUACAGAGAACAGUUGGAUUUGUUCCUGGCGCAGGGCCGUGCUCGGCACGAGGUCCCCAGCGGCGAUCUCGUAGCGUGGGAAAACGAUAUAAAAGUAAAGUUCUUUAGCGAGAAGUCAUCGAAGCACGCUUCGUGGGGUUCCCUUGCCCUGCGGAAAUUCGAACUCGUACUGCGCGCUCCGUUUCUGUUGCCCUUUCGCGAGCGGGUCGCCUACUUUGAAACGCUGAUACACCACGACCGACGGCGGUUGCAGGGACGCCACACAGGACCAGCCUUGCGCCUGCCCGACCUGUACUUCCCGUCGUCGCGGCGGCAGCGUGCGAUUAUCUCCAGGAACAACAUCCUGGAAGAUGCAUACGAGGCGUAUAAUCCGCUGGGCGAGGACUUUAAGGACCAGCUGGCUGUGACUUUCAUCAACGAGUUUGGGCCAGAGGCCGGCAUCGACGGCGGCGGCAUUACCAAGGAAUUCCUGACCAGCGUCAGCGACGAGGGUUUCAACAAGGACAAGUACCGCCUUUUCAAGGCAAACAGUGUGUACGAACUAUACCCUUCAGAUGCCGCCACAUCGCCCCAGCAGCUCCAGUACCUGCAUUUUCUUGGCAAGGUAUUGGGAAAGUGUCUAUACGAGAAGGUGCUCAUCGACGUGCAUUUCGCGGACUUCUUCCUGCAUAAGCUGCUCAGCACCUCCAAGAACAUGGCCUGCUCGUUCGACAACCUGCCCUCCUUCGACCGGGAGCUGUAUGACAAUCUCAACAAACUCUUCGACAUGUCCACGGCGGAACUGCAGCUGCUCGAUCUCCGCAUGGAGAUCGUCGACGAAAACACCAUGAAGAUCGUCGAGCUCGUACCCGGCGGCUCCCAGAUACCAGUCACCACCACCAAUGUCCGCCAGUACGCACUUGCCGUCGCCAGCUACAGGAUGAACUCUCAGCUCGCCCGCGCCACCUUCUACUUCCAGACCGGCAUGGCCGUCAUCAUCCCCCCGCAUUGGAUAGCCAUAUUCUCCAGUAGCGAGCUCAGCAAGCUCAUUUCCGGUGGCGGCCGCGACAUAGACCUCGCUGACCUUCGCGCAAACGUCACAUACGGCGGCUAUGUCGAGUCCGACCCCACCAUCCAGCAUCUCUGGCAGUUGCUCCUGGAGUUCACCCCCGAGCAACGCUGUAAAUUCAUCAAGUUUGCCACUUCUGUGCCCCGCGCCCCGCUCCUUGGCUUCCAGAUGCUCAACCCUAAGUUUGGCAUCCGCAACGCUGGUACCGACUAUAACCGUUUGCCUACCGCAUCCACCUGCGUCAAUUUGCUCAAACUGCCAGACUACCAAGACAAAGACCUCCUACGGGAAAAGCUACUAUACGCAAUCAACUCAGAGGCCCGCUUCGACCUCUCAUAG
This is a messenger RNA of Eremothecium gossypii ATCC 10895, 2802 nucleotides long. It is a transcript of the gene HUL5, whose product is annotated as ubiquitin-ubiquitin ligase HUL5. The transcript has a single exon. Gene Ontology annotation, molecular function: ubiquitin protein ligase activity. Bases 1 to 2802 code for a protein of 933 amino acids. The record is from RefSeq and is marked provisional. Gene Ontology annotation, biological process: protein polyubiquitination; ubiquitin-dependent protein catabolic process. NCBI's taxonomy places the organism in Eukaryota, Fungi, Ascomycota, Saccharomycetes, Saccharomycetales, Saccharomycetaceae.